AUGACUAUGUUAAAAAAGCAUUUGAAUUUGGCAAUUAGGACUGACUCUGUUGAUGAAUUAAUUGGAUUGUUUCGUGGGCGUCCACUUAAAAGAUUAAAAAGUGCAGCGGAAAUUGAUAAAAGUAAAAGGCCCUUGAAAGAACUUACAAAUAUUAACCAAAUUGUUGAACAAGAUUCAUCCAAUUAUGCAGAAACAAGUGUAGCUAGAGCAAUUCGUGAACGUGGACAGCGAAUAUGUAGAAAAUGUGGUAAAUUUGGCCAUUAUCAAAAGAAUUGUAAUAAGUAA
This is a messenger RNA of Funneliformis caledonium, 285 nucleotides long. NCBI's taxonomy places the organism in Eukaryota, Fungi, Glomeromycota, Glomeromycetes, Glomerales, Glomeraceae. The record is from the annotation of a GenBank genome assembly.